Messenger RNA from Daphnia carinata, 999 nucleotides. RefSeq names its product protein SCO1 homolog, mitochondrial-like (gene Scox). The record is from RefSeq and is a predicted model, not a curated record. Gene Ontology annotation, molecular function: copper ion binding; copper chaperone activity. The transcript has 4 exons. Gene Ontology annotation, cellular component: mitochondrial inner membrane. NCBI's taxonomy places the organism in Eukaryota, Metazoa, Arthropoda, Branchiopoda, Diplostraca, Daphniidae. Gene Ontology annotation, biological process: mitochondrial respiratory chain complex IV assembly; intracellular copper ion homeostasis. Bases 105 to 935 code for a protein of 276 amino acids.
UAUAUUAGCUGGUACUUCGAAGCUUACACCAUCGCUGGCAUAGACGUCUAUGAAUUUAUCAGCUACAUAUGUAAAUGUUCAGCUAUUAACUGUGCUCCCCAACCAUGUUCUUUUCAUAUGUUAAGAAAUGUUCAUAUCAUGUUCGACUAAGCUCGUAUGUGAAAACAAUAGAAAACGAUUUGCACAUUGCUCAAACACUGUUUAAAACUAGUCCUGGAUUAAGAUCUCUUUCCUCAGUAUCUUCUCAAAGGUUACCGAAGAAGAAAGAAGAAUAUGGUAGAAAAGGGCCCAUAUCAUAUAAAACCUUGUUAAUCACUGCUGGCUUAAGUAGUGCUCUGCUGGCUUUUAUGCUCUAUGUCCGCAGAGAAAAGGAAAUUGCCAUCCAACGAGAAAGAAGUAGAGCCUUAGGAAAAGCAGCAAUUAGUGGAAAGUUUAGUCUGAUGGACCACAAUGGAGCUGCUGCAUGCAGUGAUGAUUUCGUAGGGAAGUGGCUUCUUGUAUAUUUUGGCUUCACUUAUUGCCCUGACAUUUGUCCAGAUGAGAUUGAAAAGUUGGUGAAAGUUGUAGAUAAUUUAGAUAAAAUGGAAGGAGUUCCUAAAGUCCAACCAUUAUUCAUUACUGUCGAUCCUGACCGAGAUUCAGUUGACGCUGUUGCAAGAUAUGUCAAAGAAUUCAGUCCUAAGCUAAUCGGAUUAACUGGAAAGAAGGAACAAAUAGCUGAGGCAUGUCGGAACUUCAGGGUGUAUUUUAGUGCUGGCCCACGAGAUCAGGAUGAUGACUAUAUCGUUGAUCAUACCAUAAUUGUUUACCUCAUAAAUCCUGAUGGUGAAUUCGUUGAUUACUAUGGACAAAAUAAGACUGCUGAAAAUAUUUCAGCUGGAAUACUGGUCAACAUGUCUAAAUUUGAACAAUUGAAAAAAGCAUUUUGGAGAUAAGUCAUGGUUUUUCAAAUAGAAAUGGAUAUUUAUUCAUUGCAAUAAAAAGAAUUAUCAUAGCUUA